Molecule: messenger RNA, 1902 nt
Organism: Cercopithifilaria johnstoni
Lineage: Eukaryota; Metazoa; Nematoda; Chromadorea; Rhabditida; Onchocercidae
Source: the annotation of a GenBank genome assembly
AUGUCUCGACAUCGCAAUAUUCGUAAGAUGAACUAUGACGAAGAGCGAGAUGACGAAGAUGAUGAAUCCCAUCGAUAUAGUGUUUCAACGGACGAUGAAGCAGUUUUUUCGGGUGCAGAAGAAUAUAUAUAUAAGCGGACGCAUAUGAACUCUUUCAAUAAUAAAACCGGGGUUUGUAUCGCAGAUUUUAUUUCUGAAGAAGGCCUUCCGGAACUGGUUGAUGAUGUUAUUGAUGAUUCUAGAGAUAGCUACUCCACCAAGAUACAUGUUCAGAGAGCUGGAAAAGAUGAGUUAGCAGAAGGGAAUGCGUCAAAAGGUCAUCAACCAGUUAAAUGUAAGAGUAAGAAGAAUCGACUUAUGGAUCAGAUGAUAAAGCAAAAAUCUGAGAAAGCAAGCACGAAUGGCAAUAGUGAACACUUACCAGAGAUAUCACAAAUGGAGAACUUGCAACUGUCAGAAGGCAUGGAAAGCAAUACACGUAAGAAAAAAUUUCCAGACCAAGUACUAAGGACGAGUGAUAGUAGCAAGAGAUUAGUUGCUCUCGAUGCUGCACUAAAUGCUGUUGUUCAGUCCCCUAGAGCGAAACAAUCCUUUCAAGAAAAGAAGCCAAUAGUCAAUGUGGUCAUUGUUGGCCAUGUAGAUGCUGGUAAAAGUACGUUGGUGGGGCAUCUUCUAUAUCAAAUGGGUAAUGUCGAUGAGCGAGCUAUGCAUAAAUACAAAAAAGAAUCAGCUAAGAUUGGCAAAGCAUCGUUUGCAUAUGCUUGGAUCCUUGACGAUACACUGGAAGAGAGGGAACGAGGUGUAACAAUGGAUAUUGCACGGACAAUCUUCGAAACUGAACAUCGAAAAAUCUUCAUUUUGGAUGCACCAGGUCACAGGGACUUCAUCCCUAAUAUGAUUACAGGUGCUGCUGAAGCAGAUGCUGGUAUACUUGUUAUCAAUGCAACUUGUGGAGAGUUCGAGACUGGAUUUAGUCAGGGGGGCCAGACGAGGGAGCAUGCUAUUUUACUUAGAUCAUUGGGAGUAGGUGAGCUAUUGGUUGCCAUAAAUAAGAUGGAUACGGUGCAUUGGUCUCAGCAACGGUACGAUGAACUUUGUGCUACUCUGAAAAUUUUUCUAAGGAAGCAAGCUGCCUAUUCAACAGUUAAAUUUGUUCCGCUCUCUGGAUUGGAUGGAAUUAAUUUAACAAAAACACCAUCUGAUGGCCACUCUUUGCGCAACUGGUAUCAAGGACCAACGUUGUUGCAAUUAAUGGAUGAACUGCAGGUACCAAUACGGUCACAGGAUCGUCAUUUUCGAGCUGUAAUUAAUGAUAUAUACAAAGCCUCUAUGUCAACGCUUUCAGUAAGUAUAAAAAUUGAGGCCGGUUUUAUAGAAAAUGAUGAGAAAGUGUACAUAAUGCCGAAUGCAGAUCCUGUAAUUGUUAAAGGAAUAGUUGUGGAUGCCAAUUCGAAAAAAGGCAUUGGGUUUGCUGGUGACCAGGCUAUAGUGACUCUAUCACCUGUUUCAAGCAUUGAACCCGAUUCCGUAAGCGUUGGAUACGUUCUUUGCCGCGGUGGACAGGAAUGUCUUAUUCCUGGAAAGAAAUAUCUGGUGCGCAUUGUUGUUUUCGACGUUGUUGUUCCGAUUAUGAAAGGCACUAAAGCUGAGCUUUUCGCACAUUCGUUGUGUGAGCCUUGCACUAUCACAAUGUUGAAGGCAGAACUGAAUAAGUCUACGGGCGAAGUAAUAAGGCAAAAACCUAGAACACUAGCAAAAAAUAUGAGUGGAAUGAUCGAAAUUCGAACAGAACGAGCUGUAAGUUUAGAACGAUAUUCUGAAUGCAGAGCACUUGGCCGAGUAACACUUCGCUAUGCUGGAGAGACUAUUGCAGCAGGCAUUAUUGAGCAGAGAUUGGAUUGA